GGAGGGAAAGAUCGCAAGGAGAGUGCGCCGAACACCUGCCAUCGCUCCAAGUCUAGACUUUUACCGCAGAGUGAAGUCUUCGCGGUGCGUCGGUAUAGUCUACCCUCUCCGUAUGUUUCUUUUAUUUGCCAGAAGUUCAACGCUGAUUUGAUUAUUGGACUCGAAUCAUUUAACUUCAAGAGAAGAGGACAGAGAGAUUGGAAAGCCGCAGCGCUGCGCGUUAUUCUGUAAAAGGUGUCGACGUACACAGGCUACAUAAAGAUACAUUCUUGUCCUUUUGGUGCAUUUUGGUGAAUUUGAUUUGCGUCGAAAUAUUUAAUACACAAGGGAUUUCAGUUGUUUUCAAACUGCGUUAACUCUCCAACACUUUGCGCGGAGCAAAGGAAUGUGGCGAUAACAUCUUAUCCUACCUGCACCCGCCUAAAUAAGUGCCAACGGGUUUCGUUUUGUCAACAGGAGUAAGAAAGCCAGAAAAAAUAAGGUCUGUGUUGGUUAUCUGAGUGGAUCUGAGGCAUGGCUGCCCGUCCGCCACUCCCUGUCACCGUGACGACGAUGCUGCUGCUGCUGCUGGCUCCGUGUGUGUGCGCACUCUCCAGCGGUCACCGCGCUGCCCCCCAGAGUGCGCUUAUCUUUCAAAGAGCUGCUGGACACACGGGCGGCUCGUCCCUUCAGCUUCUCCUUCAACACCAGUGACUACCGGAUCCUGCAUGUGGACCCAGACCAGGGACGUCUCUAUAUGGGCACCCGUGAGUUCCUGGUGUCGCUGGACAUGCAGAACGUCAACAAGGAGCCACUCAUUAUUCACUGGCCCUCCUCCCCCCAGAGGAAAGCAGAAUGCCAACUCACAGGAAAGGGAAGGCAGGGCGAAUGUGCCAACUUUGUGCGCUUGAUUGAGCCAUGGAACCGCACUCACCUGUACACAUGUGGAACAGGAGCCUACAGACCCACCUGCACUUACAUCCAUAGAGGCUGGAGGGCAGAGGACUACCUGUUCCGACUGGUUCCGGGUCAUGUGGACUCAGGGAAGGGGAGAUGCUCCUACGACCCCAACCAUCAAGGUGUCUCUGCCCUCAUCAAUGGUAACCUGUAUGCAGGAGUACAUGUGGACUUCAUGGGAACAGACCCAGCCAUCUUUAGAACCAUGGGGAGUAGACCAGCGAUCCGAACAGAACAAUACGAUUCCAGAUGGCUGAAUGAACCUGUUUUCACUCAGAUCCACAUGAUUCCAGACAGUGCAGAGCGGAAUGAUGAUAAGCUUUACUUUUUCUUCCGAGAGAAGACUUUGGAUUCUGGGGGUGGGGCCAGCCCAAGUGUCUUGGCCCGGGUCGGACGAAUCUGUCUGAAUGACGAGGGUGGGCAGAAGUCUCUGGUGAACAAGUGGACCACUUUCCUAAAGGCUCGGCUGGUGUGCUCAGUCGUAGGGGAGGAUGAGGUGGAGACCUACUUCGAUGAGCUGAGGGAUGUUUUUAUCCAGCCCACUCAGGACGAGCGAAACCCAGUGGUGUAUGCCGUCUUCUCCACCGCAGGCUCUGUGUUCAAAGGCUCAGCUGUCUGUGUCUACUCCAUGUCUGAUAUCCGAAACGUCUUUAAUGGACCCUUCGCCCACAAGCACGGCCACAACUACCAGUGGACAGCCUACACGGGCAAGAUCCCUUACCCCCGGCCUGGCACAUGUCCUGGGGGAACCUUUACUCCUGGCCUGCGCUCUACUAAGGAGUUCUCAGACGAGGCAGUGAACUUCAUCCGCAGCCACCCCCUCAUGUACCACCCAGUGUACCCCAUCCACAAGCGCCCCCUGGUGGUCAGAACCGGAGUGGACUACCGCUUCACCACCAUCGCUGUGGACCAGGUGGACGCAGUGGAUGGCAGAUAUGAGGUGCUGUUCCUGGGAACAGACCAAGGGACAGUGCAGAAAGUCAUCGUGCUGCCUAAAGAUCCCAGCACCAUGGAAGAGCUCACUCUGGAGGAAGUGGAAGUCUUCAGGACACCUGCUCCGGUCAAAACCAUGAAGAUCUCAGCCAAAAGGCAACAGUUGUACGUGUCAUCGGACGCUGGCCUUACCCAGGUUUCUUUGCACCGCUGUGGGGUUUAUGGGAAGGCGUGCUCGGACUGCUGUCUGGCACGCGACCCCUACUGCGCCUGGGACGGCGAGAACUGCACCCCCUUCACGCAGGCCACCAAAAGAAGGAGUAGAAGACAGGACAUCAGGCAUGGUGAUCCUCUGCGUCAGUGCCGAGGAUUCAACGCUAAAGUGGAGAAACGUCUGAAGGAGAUUGUGCAGUUUGGAGUGGAGGGAAGCAGCACCUUCCUGGAGUGCCAGCCCCGCUCCCCUCAGGCCUCCAUCAAAUGGCUCUUUCAGACCGACGGCAAGAGGAAAGCGUUGAGCCGAGACCGUGAGGUGCUGAAGACUCCGCACGGCAUUCUGCUGAAGUCUCUGUCGCAGGCCGACGCCGGGCUCUACCACUGCCUGGCCACCGAGAACAACUUCAAGCACACCAUCGCCCGCGUCUCCCUGCGCAUCCUCGACCGGCAGAUCGCCGUGGCACUCACCUCACCCGACGACGAUGAGGAGGGCAACGUCAACGACGAGCACAAGGUGCGACAACAACACGGGCACCAGGACAGAGACAGGGACCCUUCUUCCCAGGGGCAGCCUGCCGCAGCCCAGCCAUGGCUCAGCGACCUCCUGCCCUCACAGCCGGAGGUCAGGCUCAUCCACCAGUACUGCCAGUCUUACUGGGAGCAGCUGGGAGCCCAGCAGCAGAAGAAUAAGCUGAAGAGCCGCAGACACACAGAGAACCAGGCGUCCAGUGGAGGAUGAGGAGGAAGAGGAAGGAAGGAGGAGGAGGAGGAGGAGGAGGAGGGAGAGGGCUGUCUCAUCACUCGCUCACUUUUUUACACCCCGUCUGUUCAGUUGUUCGUUCUCGAGUCCCAUCUAAGGCUGCUGGGUUGUGGAGUCGAAAAUCUCCCUUUCAUCCCGCUGAACAUUCUCUCCAUUCGUCUGUCCACCAGUCAUCCUUUUCUCCCUCCCUCUUCUCUGGACUGUGUAUGAAUGACUGUUGGUCUUGCCUAUCUGCUAAGGAGACUGUUGCUUAGGUGACUGUUGCUGAGGUGAACUGGAUAAACUGUGUCACAAGUGUCCCACACAGACAGACAGCGUUUGAAGGUGUUGGACAGUCAUGCCACAUCAGUGUGGGAAACUGCUCUGCCAAUGCUGUGGAGAGUCAUUGGUAAGAUUUUACACUGAGGUUUCACUAGUUAACAUUGUUUAAUACCAUAGAUAACAUAUCCAAGUCCACAUGAACUGUUGAAUCUACAGUAUAUGCAAUAUUAAAUGCUACAUGAGUUGUCAUUAAGAAACCAUUAAUGUCAGCAUUAACAGACAAUAGGUAAUAUCGGUUACAGUGGUUAAUGUAAACUGCUACAUGUACUUAGUCUUAAUUAAAGAAACCUCACUGUAAAACUGCAAUUGGCUGAAGAAAACAGAUUGUGGAAAUCCUACCUGCUUCAAUAGACUCACCAAUGCUCACAAAUAUGUUCUGUCGUUGGAGUUAUAUGGGUGGCGGAGCUUCUCAGUGUUUGCAAAUUAUUCUACAGUAUUCAAUCCCGAUAAGAGAAAGUCACAAACUUUCACCCAGUGUGGCAGAGCAGACAGAGAGCGAGAUGCAACAGACAUGUAGUGCUCAUGCUCGGGGUUGCCAGACAGGUUUGAGGUUCACACUGAUGGAAAAACUAGAAUUUUAUUUCUCUCUACCAGUGGGUAUCACUGAGAAAACACAUUACUGGAAUUAUUGCACCUUAUUUUUUAACUGUGUUUAAUUACCAUGUUUCCCCUAAUAUCAUUUAAUCCCCAUUAAUAUCAUCAAACGCAAGAUAUAUAGGAUAUGUAAGAGGAUCUAAAAUGUGACUAAAUAGGCUAAAAAUUAUGUAUUUGUGUAAUUAGUAUUUUGAGGAACUGUCCGGCUAUCAUACAAUUCAGUUUUAAGAGGAAGCAUACUUGAUAAGGAACAAACCAGUGUUGGCCAGGCAAGCUUAUAGUACUAUCUGACAAUUCAUACUGUACAUUACUAUUCACCACUUUAACAAUAACAUAUCUGUGUAAAGAAAUGUGGUAAAAAUGUAUUUCUGCACAUAUUAACAUUGAACUAUGUUCAUUAUGUUCAUCACCCCUCUGAUUCCUGUAUGCCACUCAGUAUGGUGGGUAUUUAUUAUGAGAUUGUAUAUACUUUCUUCCUGUGAGAUAUUGUUUGUGCUGCAUAUUGUUUGUGUGCUGUGUAGUGGUGAGGGGCAUUGUCUUUUGCAUGAGGUAAAGUUAAACUCUUAAUGAUAUUUAUUACCAGUGCCAGUCACAUAAUUGACCAUACACUAGCUGUAUAGAAAGUAGGGCACAGACAUCUGCGUUCAUGUUGGUUGAGGUUGAUACUCUGCCGAUGCUCAAAUGUUACAUAAAGCUCUUUAAUGAAAAGUGGUUUAGAUACUGACUGACAUUUUUCACGAAUGUGGAUGACAGCCACUCUGUAAAGACUUAUAAUAUAUAAUAGUGGUAUACAGAAGUAAGCUCACUAAAGACAACAGGUGUUACACUGGAGAUGUUGUGAAAAUUGCACAAAGGUUGUUGGUGAUCUGUUUUAUAUUUUUGCGUUAACUGCAUCCAGAUCUUUAGUUGUGCUGAAAUGUGUCCCUCUUGUUUUAUAUUGAAAUUAUCAUUGUAACUAAAUAAAAUAAAGGAAUGAAAUGUU
Alosa alosa (allis shad) is the source of this 4739-nucleotide messenger RNA. Its product is annotated as semaphorin-3F-like. The coding region runs from base 737 to 2821 and encodes 694 amino acids. The transcript has 18 exons. Lineage: Eukaryota; Metazoa; Chordata; Actinopteri; Clupeiformes; Clupeidae. Gene Ontology annotation, biological process: semaphorin-plexin signaling pathway; positive regulation of cell migration; neural crest cell migration. The record is from RefSeq and is a predicted model, not a curated record. Gene Ontology annotation, molecular function: semaphorin receptor binding; chemorepellent activity.